Molecule: messenger RNA, 2332 nt
Organism: Neurospora tetrasperma FGSC 2508
Lineage: Eukaryota; Fungi; Ascomycota; Sordariomycetes; Sordariales; Sordariaceae
Exons: 1
Coding region: 1-2196 (731 amino acids)
Molecular function (GO): ubiquitin binding
Source: RefSeq, a predicted model, not a curated record
AUGGCCUCCAAACUUCCAGCCUUUGCGCUGUUCCCCCUCGCCGCCCUGAGGAAUCAAUUGCUUCCCGAUGAAUGGAUCGCUUGCCUAGACGCAUGGCUUGUACUCAUCGACAGCCACCUCUCGCUUCCCGAUGUUGCAUUUCUCUCCAUCUCAGCCAAAGAUGAAAGCCUUACCGCAUUCCUUACCUCCUUCGCUCACGAAACCGCACUCGGUAGUACCUCAAUUCUCGGUCCAUCCCAAUCAGCAAAGCGCCUACUCAAGGGCUCCUUCCUCUUAACCUCACGACUGCUACGCUCCUCAUCGCCACCGGUUCCUCUAUCGCAAUGGGAAUUCCUCUCCGACUUCUGCCGUGUCUACGGCAAGAAGCGAUCCUCCGAGCUCUUAUCGUCCCUCUCCGAGUCAGCUCAAAAGUCACUAGACGCCUCACUAUCCGCCCUCAAGAAGAUCCUCAUCAAGAACCUGGACCUUGGUCUCCAAGAAGGCGGCGAUCUGAAGGGCGUGGAACAGCGACUGGACCGAGUAAAUGACCUCAUUGGAUCUUCUCCUCAAGUAGCCAGCUUCUUCUUGGCCGGUAGCGACUUUCUCGACGGCCUGGUGUCUUGCUACAAGAUCAUGAACCCUCCUCUCCGCAAGGUGAUCAUUGCCACGACGUACCUCUGCAUGGUUGGGCUGGCGGACGGUAGCCAGGAUCAGAAACUGUCUGCUCUGACGGAUCAGCUGUAUUCUCUCAAAGCGGCGGCGGAUGUGCACAAGGCUGGGCCGACGAAUGUCAACGAUUCUUUGGUGGCCGAGUUAGUCACUUCCACACCAUUACUACAACAGCUGCAGCGGAAGUUGGAAAGUGUCGGGUCUGGUAACAUUCGAACGAAAUCCGUCCUGAAGGAAUUGGCAGCCUUCAAGAAACCCGGCGGUGGCGUCCCGCGCCCCAAAAGGCUAGUCAACCGCCAGCGCAAGGCAAUCGACAAGGGCAAGGGCAAAGACGUCUCCUCCCUCGAGGACACGCAACACCAACAAGAAAUCCACAUCCACCGCAUGUCCCAGAUCUCUCAAAUUCAGGAUCUCUUCCCCGACCUCGGUUCCGGUUUCAUCUCCAAGCUCCUCGACCACUACUCCUCCGACACCGAGCAAGUCGUCGCCUGUCUCCUCGAGGACUCUCUCCCACCCCACCUCCAAACAGCCGACCGAUCCGCCACUCUUUCACCCCCAUCCCCAAAACAACCCAAAUCCCAAGGGCACCUUCGCUCACCAAGAUCCACCCCACCCCUACCUCCAACCAGAGGCACCACCACCACCACCAACCCCCUCGUCGACGACGACGACUUCUUACUGUCUGUCCCCGCAUCCCAACUCCAACUGGGCAAACGCACCGACACCUCCGCCGACCGCUUACUCUCCGCCCCGCCCACCACCUCCAACCCCACCUACAAAUCCCGCAUCUUGUCCGCCCUCGCCGCCUUCGACUCCGACGACGACGAGCGUGACGACACGUACGACGCGGCCGACGUGGGCGGGACAGUGGACGCAGCAACCGUUGCCGCCGGUGUCGAAGACAUUCGGCUGCAAGACAACAACAACCAACCUUCUUCCCAGGGUGGUGGUGCUGGUGGGUUAGCGGAAGCGACAGAGGCCGUACUCUAUGAGGUAUGGAAGACGCGACCGGGUGUGUUUGGGCGCGACGCAGAGACGAGACGUGGGCGGGAAAGGAAGGAGUUACGCGACAAGACGGGGCUAAGUGAUGAAGCGGUGGAAGGGUUCGGAGUGAUGAUCAAUCGCGAUCAGAACAUGAAGAGGAAGUUGGAAAGGAAGUUUGGCGAGGGGGCGUUUAGUGGACAGCAGGUUGAGAUACAGACUACUAGGUGGCGAGAUCGAGGAGGGGAGGAUGGAGACGGAGAGACGGAUACAGAUGGCGGCGGUGAUGGGCCGUCGAGGGGUGGAGGAUAUGGUGGGCCACGAGGUGGAAGAGGUCCGGGUGGUGGCGGCGGCGGCGGCGGGAGAGGAAGGGGGAGAGGAGGAAGGGGAGGUGCAGGUGGUGGUGGUGGAAGAGGUGGUGGUGAGGCCGGGGGUUCGACUGGGCAAGGAGCGCCGGAAUCGGAUCUUGCGAAGAGGAGAAAGGAGGCGAAUAAGGGGAGUAGAGCGAAUCAUAAUCGGAGGGACCAGAGGGCUAGGAAGAUGGCUAGGGGUGGGUUUGGUGUGUAAGUUGUUGCUACUACCUAGUUGAAGCUUAAUGCGGUUGCGAAGAAUAAAGAGGAAGAGAGAUGCGUGUUAAUCGAGAUCGGAAAAUGAUGCGAACCGAUAUCAGGUUAGAGAAAAGAACAAGCAAUUUUGAUCAUCA